Molecule: messenger RNA, 616 nt
Organism: Mucor mucedo
Lineage: Eukaryota; Fungi; Mucoromycota; Mucoromycetes; Mucorales; Mucoraceae
Exons: 1
Coding region: 1-555 (184 amino acids)
Source: RefSeq, a predicted model, not a curated record
AUGAUUCAAACCAGAAUAAUUAGCGCUUUCCUCUGUCUUUUUAUGAUCUCAUGUGUAUCGGCUGCCUCCAGAACAGGUACUGAAACUAUCCAAGGCUUGGGUAAAAGAAAGCAAGAAAUUUUAAACAAUGGAGGCGGCGUUUAUGAUAUUGCUAUUGCGAUGCUUGAAACCACCAAUCUAGGUACGGAUUAUGUAUAUGGCGAUGGUAAAACAGGUGAUUCUGCCAAUUAUGGUAUCUUCAAACAAAACUGGUUUAUGCUUCGUACCUCCACUUCUCAAUUCAAGAACUCUAACAAGGAUAACUCUAAUUUGGGUGCCGUCUUGAACAGUAAUCUUGCUCAAGAUAUCAAGGCUAGACAGGAGUCACAAAACUUUUAUGGUCCCGAUAAAUGGUUUGCUGGUCAUCGUAACGGUGAGUCUGGUCUCAGUAACCCUUACACUCAAGACAUCACGGAUUACAAGGAUGGUGUCAACUGGAUUCAUGAUCAACUUGUGAAGGAUUCAAAGUAUUUGUCUGAUGACACAAGAUUUUGGAUUUACGUUGUUCCCAUUUAACUGAUAUCAUUUUAAUCGAUUUAUUGUAAUUAAUUAUAAAUAUGUUAUUACUUUACUUAUC